Kwoniella botswanensis is the source of this 1710-nucleotide messenger RNA. RefSeq lists its product as uncharacterized. Gene Ontology annotation, biological process: ketone body catabolic process. Bases 1 to 1710 code for a protein of 569 amino acids. The record is from RefSeq and is a predicted model, not a curated record. The transcript is spliced from 8 exons. Gene Ontology annotation, molecular function: succinyl-CoA:3-oxo-acid CoA-transferase activity. Lineage: Eukaryota; Fungi; Basidiomycota; Tremellomycetes; Tremellales; Cryptococcaceae.
AUGAUCAGAUCAGUAUUUCCAUGCUCCAAGGUUCUCAACAGACCUCGAGUCUUACCUCGAGCUAUCAUAUCCCCUUCCAGAUUCACGACACCCUUGUUAUCCCAAGUGAGGUUAUACAACCACGAACCCUAUCCAACUCCCAAACACGACUUGAAGUCCGUACCGUCGAAAGGAGAUCAUGCCGAGUCGAGGAUCACCCCAUAUAAGAAAGGUAAAGUUUGGGUAGACGCCAAACAUGCUAUUCAAGAUAUCAAGAGUGGUGCUACGGUGUUAUCAGCAGGUUUUGGAUUGUGCGGUACAGCCGAAACUAUCAUUACCGCCAUACAUGAACGAAAGGAUUUGCAGGAUUUGAUGGUCGUUAGUAAUAAUGCGGGAAAUGCUGGUACAGCUGGAUUAUCCCCACUGGUCACUUCCGGACAAAUCCAACGAAUGAUUCUCUCCUAUCUCGGUACCAACAAAGGACUUAUGGCCAACUACAUCAACGGAAAGAUAUCCCUUGAACUUAGUCCUCAAGGAACGAUCGCCGAGAGACUGAGAGCUGCUGGAGCAGGUAUGCCAGGUAUUUACACCAGAAGUGGUGUUGGAACUUUCAUCGAAACUGGUGGUAUCCCUCGACGAUUUUCCGCACCAGAUUCAGAAGGCAAACAGACCGUAGUACAGGAAGGAGUGAAGAAGGAAGUCAGGGAGAUUGACGGAAAAAAAUAUAUCUUUGAACCUGCCAUUCACGGUGAUGUAGCUAUUUUGAGAGCUUGGAAAGUCGACAGAGCCGGUAAUUGUGUUUUCAGGUACACUACAAAGGCCUUCGGUCCAUUGGUUGCUAAGGCUGCUAAGUUGACCAUCGUUGAGGCCGAGAACAUCGUCGAGAUUGGUGAAAUCGGAGCUAUGGACAUUGACUUACCUGGUAUCUACGUCGAUCGAAUCGUCCCAGCAACAGUAGACAAACAGAUCGAAAUCAAGACUACAAGAGAAGAAUCCGAAAACGUCUCUCCUUCUUCCGGCGAUGAAGGUCACAAGUCUGAAUCACCUCAAGUUGAAAAAGCCAAAGAAGCUAGGGAGAGAAUUGCCAAGAGAGCUUCCAAAGAGCUUUACGAUGGUGCAUAUGUCAAUCUCGGUGUCGGUAUUCCAGUUUUAGCUGCCAACUACUUACCUGAAGGUCAGAAAGUAUGGAUCCAAUCGGAGAAUGGUAUUUUGGGUAUGGGUCCUUAUCCCCUCGAAGAUGAGGUUGAUGCCGAUAUCAUCAAUGCUGGUAAAGAAACUGUUACACUCGUACCCGGAGCUUCUGUUUUCGAUUCAUCAGAAUCUUUCGGUAUGAUCAGAGGUGGACAUGUAGACGUAUCUAUCUUGGGUGCUAUGGAGGUUUCAGCCAAUGGUGAUCUUGCAAACUAUAUGAUUCCCGGUAAACUUAUCAAGGGUAUGGGAGGUGCCAUGGAUUUAGUCUCCAAUCCCGAUAGUACCAAGAUCGUAGUAGUCACCACCCACGUAGACAAACAUGGUAAACCCAAAGUCUUAGAGAGCUGUUCAUUACCCUUGACGGGUGUCGCCGUCGUCAGCCGAAUCAUCACCGACUUGGCCGUGUUCGAUGUGGACAGAGCGAAUAGCAAUGGAGGUGGAUUGACGUUAAUUGAAGUCGCUGAGGGGGUGACAGUUGAGGAAGUUAAGGAGAAGACUGGCGCGAGCUUCAAAAUUGCCAAGCAUUUAGGUAGAUUCUAA